This is a messenger RNA of Capsicum annuum, 3794 nucleotides long. RefSeq names its product myosin-binding protein 1. Lineage: Eukaryota; Viridiplantae; Streptophyta; Magnoliopsida; Solanales; Solanaceae. Bases 893 to 3475 code for a protein of 860 amino acids. The transcript has 4 exons. Gene Ontology annotation, molecular function: myosin binding. The record is from RefSeq and is a predicted model, not a curated record.
AUUAAACACAGUUUCAUUGGUUAAUCGUGAUCUGUUGCUUUCCUUUUUCUUUUCUUUUUUACCUUGAAGUUGCUGUUAUACAUGUGCAUAGGCUGUUUGUCUUUUCUUGUUUUUUGUGUGGGUGAUCAAAUUCUUGAAAAAAAGUAUUCUUUUUUAUUUCUUCUAUAGAAUUUUCUUGGACUGUUUGUUGUGUUGCUUCUUAUGUUUGUGGCAGAUUCUGUGUUUAUGUUUUCUGAGUACUGGAUCUUGUUUGAGAGCUGGGGUUUUAACUUCGAUUCUUUGAUCAAUUGAGCUGCUUUUUAGGGGAUGUGUUAGACUUCUAAGUUUGAUUAUUUUGCGUUCGAUAGGCUCUUGUGGUCCAGCCCUUCCAUGAACUGUGCAUAGCGGGAGCUUUAUUGUACCUUUGUUUUAGAAGUUGUUUUAGUUUGGUUCUUCCCCGAUCCUUUUCCUUUUUCCUUUGGAAAGUCUAUAGCAUGUUAAUGAGUAAAAGUUACUGUAAUAUUUAGUGAUUUUGAAUUGCAUAGCUCUAGGAGCUGUAAAAAGGGCAGCCCAGGGCAGCCCGGUGUACUGUGGUGAUGCUAUGCUUGGGGUCUCAGGAAGGGCCAGACAACGGGAAUCUAUUGUAUGCAGUCUUAUCCUGCAUUUCUGCAGCUUGAACUCAUUACUUCUUAGUCACGUGACAUCAGCUUUACCAGUUACUUUAUGGUAUGUAAGAGCAGAAGCUUUGAGUUGUAUGAAUACUAAUAGUAGCCCCUUGCCGUUCGAGUUUGGGUUCAACGUAAUUUGAGUGACACAUGAAAACUGUUCUAUUGUUCUGCAAUUGAAGGCCUGUUAAAAACGACAACUUUGUUUUUUGGGUUCAUCACAGAUUUCAUUGCACAGUCUCUUGAAAAUGAAUGUAAAGGAGGCCUUUAGUAAAGGAAAAAGUAAAGGUCCUGUUAGUAUAACAUCAGCUUUAGCUUCAGCAUUUCUAGAAUGGAUGCUCAUGAUUUUUCUGUUUAUGGAUGGUGCUUUCGCCUACUUAGUCACAAAGUUUGCCCAAUAUUGCGAAUUGCAAAUUCCUUGUUUGCUUUGCUCGAGGCUGGAUCAUGUUCUCGGCAAGGAAAGACCUGGAUUUUACUGGGAGCUCAUCUGCCCCAAUCAUAAGUUGAAGAUAUCUUCGUUAGUUCUUUGUCAUAAUCACAAUAAUCUUGUGGAUGUUCAUGGGAUGUGUGAGAGUUGUCUUUUCUCAUUUGCCACAGUAAAUAAGUCUAAUGCUGAAACCUACCGGUUGCUUGUUGGAAAACUGGGGGCAGAGCCUCACCUUGCUGAUGAGGCUCCUUUACUUGAGGAGAAAGCCAGGAAUUCCUCAGGAUUAAGAAAGUGUUAUUGUUGUAAAGAGGAAUUUGCUCCCAGAGGAUAUGCCCAAAAAUUGCUCAAGGUUACAACUUCGUGUGUUGAUGCUGUCGAACUUAAUGCUUCUUUGCCUGUGACUAAUGGACUAGAGAGGGGGGUCACAAAGGAGAUUGAAAACGAGGCCUCUACUUCAGUCUUGGUUCCUUUGUCUCAUUUGGAGUACAAAAAGUUUAAGGUCAGCGCUGAUUCUGGCUCAGAAGCUGUGCACUCGGAUAGUGAUAGUGCUAGGCCUCUAAUCCGUGCAAGGGACUGUUCGAUAGAUGAUCUAACUGAUAGAUGCUUGCAUCCGGAACCUCAGAUGUGUACAGUCACUGAUGACUUAACUGCCGAGAAACUAAUUCAUUCGGCUUCAGUGCCUGAGCCAUCACUUCCUGAUCCUGAAUUAGAUGUAGAGGCUAGAGUUUUUUCGUCUAUUGCGACCUCAUCUGCAGUUGUUGGGCGUGGAUCAGAGGAAAUUAACCGGCAGCAAGCUGGACAUAAGACUGAUGCAUCUGCCCCAGCCGAUGGUGAAGUCAACUUAUUGUCCAAUGUCAAAGAAAAUCUUGUUGAUGUAGCAAAAGAGACCUCUGCAGGUGAGGCUGUUAACCAAGCUGUCGAAGAUUGUGGCCAUGUAGCCAGCUCAGGAAGUGCAGGGAUUCCAAAGAGUGAAACAGAAUUGGAUUCUAAACCAGAGGCAGAUGAGAUUAGAUCACAAACUGAUGGUUCUUUUAACCUAGGCGAUGCUUAUAAGCUGGCUGUUGGCAAUAAAGGAAGGCAAUUAUCUGGUAAGUUUUUGGAGCAGAGGUCAUUCAAGGAAUCUGCAAAAAUGAGUGAAGAUCUAAAGGUCCUGCUUUCACAACUGUCUGCUGCUCGUGGUGUGGAUUCUACAUUGAGUGAGAUUAGCCCGAGGUUGUCCUUAAAUGGUGAGGAAAGUAGAACUACUGAAGCUGCUAUAUCUCUCGGUAUGCAGAUACUUCAUCAAAGGAUCUCGCUUGAGAGAAAUGAAUCUGGUUUAUCUCUGGAAGGAAGCUUAGUGAGUGAAAUUGAAGGUGAGAGUUUGUCUGAUCGUCUAAAACGGCAGGUGGAGUAUGAUAGAAAAUUAAUGUCUGCUCUCUAUAAAGAGUUGGAGGAAGAGAGAAAUGCAUCCUCAGUUGCUGCAAAUCAGGCAAUGGCAAUGAUUACACGAUUACAAGAGGAGAAGGCAGCACUACAUAUGGAAGCUUUGCAGUGCCUAAGAAUGAUGGAAGAACAGGCUGAAUAUGACAAUGAAGCACUGCAGAAUACAAAUGAUCUUCUAGUACAGAAAGAGAAAGAGAUCCAAGAUUUAGAUGCUGAACUUGAACUUUACAAGAAGAAACUGGGGAACAUGGCUCUCUUUGAGGAUGCACUUGAGGCAAGUUAUGGUUCAAAUAAAGCUAAGCAAGCCGAUUCCUUCUGCUGUGAUGGCAGUUCAACCGCUCCUGGUGAUGUUAAUGCUGAUAAACCCACUGGAAGAAAUGGAAAUGUUGAGGUGGUGUCAUCCUCUGGAAUGGAUAACAUAGAUAAUAGGAUCCCUUCGCUUAUUUGUGAAAGUGAAAGUGAAAGGGAGCAACUUGUGUUUUGGUUGAACAUUUUGGUUGAAAGGCUCCAUAUGCUCUCCCAGCAAGUUGCUAGUCGAGAAUUUGUUAAUGUUAAUUGCGAGUAUUCAUCAGAAGAUUGGGUUGAAGUGGGUAAUCCGAAAGAAUUGUUUCACGGGGAGUCUUCUAGAAAUCAUGGUGAAACAGUGGAGAAUGUUCACGUAAAGCCAAUGGAAGACACAAUCCGCUCUGGUAAAGAAGGUUCUACUUGCAAUUUUCCUGAAUCAAUGCAGAAAGGAAGGGUUGACGGAAAAUCUGGGCAGUGCACUAAUGGAGAUUCUGAGUUAGAGACUCUAAAAAAUGAGUUAUCAGUUUUGAGUGGCAGACUGAAAGCCCUUGGCAUAGAACAUAGCUUUCUUGAUCAUUCCAUCAACUCACUGAGGAAUGGAGAUGAGGGACAUCGAUUCGUUGAGGAGAUAGCUGCUCACUUGCGGCAGUUGCAUUUUGUAUUGGAUAGGUCAAGUGGUGAAGUUUCACAUAACUAGAGAUUAUAUAAGGUUGGCUCUUUCUCCAAUAGCAUGAAGUGUACAGUUUUUGGGUGAUGAACAUGGUUUCUCUCAUUAAUAGAAGGUUACAAGCAGCUAUUUAGCUGUCUGUGAUGUGUUUUUUUAGUGAUUUCUUGGUUUUUCAUCGUUCCUUUUUUCUACCUUUUUGAUUCAUUACUUCAUUGGUUUGACUGAAGAUUGCUUGUAAAGUUUGCUUGUAAAGUUGAGACUCAGAAGCCCUUAUAUUUGAUGUAAAGUUAUGCCGAGUGGCUUGGAACAUGAUUUUAAUGUAGUGGAUUAAUGAAAUUGUUUGUGGCAA